Molecule: messenger RNA, 366 nt
Organism: Ambispora leptoticha
Lineage: Eukaryota; Fungi; Glomeromycota; Glomeromycetes; Archaeosporales; Ambisporaceae
Source: the annotation of a GenBank genome assembly
AUGGGUGAAAUAAUAUCAGAAGAGAGCGAAAGUGAUAAAAGCCUGAAAAACACUGCACAAGAAAAAAUAAUGUUAAAAGAUGAAGAGAUUUCGCAACCUAUUCCACUUUUAGAACGUCCAGAGACUGCAAAAAACUUUCGAGAUUUUUAUAUGAAUCAAGUCACCACUGCUUUUGGAGAGGAUCUGGAUAAAAUUCGAAAAGAAGAAAAUUUUGAUCAUAAUCGAUUGGAUAUUCUUAUUGACUCUCUCGAGUCGAAUAUAAAUAUAUUCUCGGAUAUCGAGAAAGAAUUAGAGUUGGUGACUUUUAGAAAAACAAAAGAUGUGACAGAUAGUCAUGUAACACAUGAUGUCUCCAAAAAAAAAUAA